UGGUGGGAGGUUGAGAUAUCUAUAUUCACCGAAUCAAAUUACUUUGCAAUCGAUGUGGGCAUGGUACAGAACAAUAAUAUGAGAGCAAAUGAGAAUUUGAAGAAAGAAGGGUCACAACCUCUGUCACCCCUGUCACUGUACUCCGGUUGUGUUAUGGAUCUGUAUUAUCGUAUCAGCUAAUCAAAACAAUUAUGCUUAUGAAUAAACCAUUUGACUUUUUAAUAUACCGUUUUUGAUACUCAUAAUCGAAAGCCUAUUUAACUUAAGCAGGAUACGGCAGGACAUAAACCUGAUUAUUAUUGCCAUGGGAAACAUGGGAAUAUUACAGAUUCUUCAAAUCCAGUCUACACUACGUUUAUUUUACACUACGCUAACCUUUAUUUACAUAAUGCAUGACGUUCAUAGGCAGCGUGAUAGGAUUGAUUGUCGCGAGAUUGUGCGAGGGUAUAGGUUCAGUAAACAUGGCGACGUCUAAUUUGCUCAAGAACAAAGGCUCCCUCCAAUUUGAAGACAAGUGGGACCUGAUGCGCCCAAUCGUCCUGAAGUUGCUCCGACAGGAGUGCGUUACCAAACAGCAGUGGUUUGACCUUUUCUCAGACGUUCAUGCAGUAUGUCUUUGGGACGACAAGGGUCCAGCCAAGAUCCACCAAGCCCUGAAAGAAGACAUUUUAGAUUUCAUCAAGCAGGCACAAGCGCGAGUGCUGAGUCACCAGGACGACACGGCCCUGCUCAAGGCCUACAUCGUGGAGUGGAGGAAGUUCUUCACCCAGUGCGACAUCCUGCCCAAGCCCUUCUGCCAGCUGGAGAUCACUCUGAUGGGGAAGCAGGGGAGCAACAAGAAGUCCAACGUGGAGGACAGCAUCGUCAGGAAGCUCAUGCUGGACACCUGGAACGAGUCGAUAUUCUCCAACAUCAAGAACAGGCUGCAGGACAGCGCCAUGAAGCUGGUCCACGCCGAGAGGCUUGGUGAGGCCUUCGACUCUCAGCUGGUCAUCGGGGUCAGAGAAUCCUACGUGAACCUUUGCUCCAACCCGGAUGACAAGCUGCAGAUCUACAGGGACAACUUUGAGAAGGCCUACAUGGACUCCACCGAGAGGUUUUACAGAACACAGGCACCUUCAUACCUCCAGCAGAAUGGAGUCCAGAACUAUAUGAAAUACGCAGACGCCAAGUUGCGUGAGGAGGAGAAGCGAGCGCUGCGCUACCUGGAGACGAGGCGAGAGUGCAGCUCCGUGCAGGCGCUCAUGGAGUGCUGUGUCAACGCUCUGGUGACGUCGUUCAAGGAGACCAUCUUGGCAGAGUGUCCAGGCAUGAUCAAACGAAACGAGACAGAGAGUGAGUACGGCCGGAGCACUCCAGCCAAAGGCACAGCCAGCUCAGAGCUGCAUCUGAUGUUCUCGCUCAUGGACAAGGUUCCCAGUGGGAUCGAGCCCAUGCUGAAGGAUCUGGAGGAUCACAUCAUGAACGCCGGCCUGGCAGACAUGGUGGCCUCUGCGGAAACUAUCACCACGGACUCUGAGAAAUACGUGGAGCAGCUCCUGACUUUGUUCAACCGCUUCAGUAAACUGGUGAAAGAGGCUUUCCAGGACGACCCCCGCUUCUUAACAGCCAGGGACAAGGCGUACAAAGCGGUUGUGAACGAUGCCACCAUUUUUAAACUUGAACUGCCCUUGAAGCAAAAAGGGCGGGUCAGUGUGGGUCUGAAGACCCAGCCGGAGUCUAAAUGUCCAGAGCUUCUGGCAAACUACUGUGACAUGCUCCUGAGAAAAACCCCUCUGAGCAAGAAGCUGACUUCCGAGGAGAUUGAGGCCAAACUGAAGGAAGUUCUGCUGGUGCUGAAGUACGUCCAGAACAAAGACGUGUUCAUGCGCUACCACAAAGCCCACCUGACCAGACGUCUCAUCUUGGACAUCUCGGCCGACAACGAGAUCGAAGAGAACAUGGUGGAGUGGCUCAGGGAAGUUGGGAUGCCUGCAGACUAUGUAAACAAGCUGGCCAGGAUGUUCCAGGACAUCAAAGUGUCGGAAGAUCUCAACCAGUCUUUCAAAGAGAUGCAUAAACACAACAAGUUGGCGUUGCCAGCCGACUCGGUGAACAUAAAGAUCCUGAACGCCGGGGCGUGGUCGCGGAGUUCGGAGAAGGUGUUUGUGUCUCUGCCCACGGAGCUGGAGGACCUGAUCCCUGAGGUGGAGGACUUCUACAAGAAGAACCACAGCGGACGCAAGCUGCACUGGCACCACCUCAUGUCCAACGGCAUCAUCACCUUCAAGAACGAGAUGGGACAGUACGACCUAGAGGUCACCACCUUUCAGCUGGCCGUGCUGUUCGCCUGGAACCAGCGUCCCCGGGAGAGAAUCAGCUUCGAGAACCUGAAACUGGCCACGGAACUUCCUGACGCCGAGCUGAGACGCACGCUCUGGUCCUUAGUGGCAUUUCCUAAACUGAAGCGGCAGGUGCUAUCAUACGACCCCAUCGUGGGUUCACCCAAAGACUUCUCAGAGGGCACGCUAUUCUACGUCAACCAGGAGUUCUCACUCAUAAAAAACUCCAAGGUCCAGAAGAGAGGGAAGAUCAACCUGAUUGGCCGACUCCAGCUCACCACUGAGCGAAUGAGAGAGGAGGAGAACGAGGGAAUUGUCCAGCUCAGGAUAUUAAGAACUCAGGAGGCCAUCAUCCAGAUCAUGAAGAUGAGGAAACGCAUCAGCAACGCCCAGCUGCAGACGGAGCUGGUGGAGAUCCUGAAGAACAUGUUCCUGCCUCAGAAGAAGAUGAUUAAGGAGCAGAUGGAGUGGCUCAUCGAGCACAAGUACAUCAAGCGAGACGAGACGGACAUCAACACCUUCAUCUACAUGGCGUAGCGAAGCACUCUGGGAUGUUGCUCGCGGCGACAGCGGUCAACCUGGGUGGGAGGGGGAGGGGUCAUGCCUGACGGACAAUUUAAACAUGACCAGGCCCCCGCCGCCCCCCCCCCCCCCCGCACCCCUCGCACCUCCCCACCUUCCUCCCUUUUCUCGUGUGGGGAUAAACCCUUGAAUUAUUGACCUGAGAAUCGCAGGCUUAUUAAAAAAAAAAAAAAAAAAAAAAAA
Hypomesus transpacificus is the source of this 3086-nucleotide messenger RNA. Its product is annotated as cullin-5. The transcript is spliced from 19 exons. The record is from RefSeq and is a predicted model, not a curated record. Bases 393 to 2858 code for a protein of 821 amino acids. Gene Ontology annotation, biological process: protein ubiquitination; SCF-dependent proteasomal ubiquitin-dependent protein catabolic process. NCBI's taxonomy places the organism in Eukaryota, Metazoa, Chordata, Actinopteri, Osmeriformes, Osmeridae. Gene Ontology annotation, cellular component: Cul5-RING ubiquitin ligase complex; SCF ubiquitin ligase complex. Gene Ontology annotation, molecular function: ubiquitin protein ligase binding.